This is a messenger RNA of Trichoderma asperellum CBS 433.97, 799 nucleotides long. NCBI's taxonomy places the organism in Eukaryota, Fungi, Ascomycota, Sordariomycetes, Hypocreales, Hypocreaceae. The record is from RefSeq and is a predicted model, not a curated record.
AGAAGGAGCUGACAGCUUCGGCAGUGCCGAGGUGCCGCUGCUGGUGAUCAUUGGAUCGCCUGGGACCCUUUUGUUGGGCUGUGUUGGAGCUGGACUCACCGUUUUGGGACUUUUGUCUAAUAAUGUUUUCUCUUUUUUUUUGUUUGGUUCUUUUGUUUAUCCCCUGAGGAUGGUGUUGGGCGAGGGGGAUGCUGGUAGAAAAGAUGCAGAUGGCAGAGAAAGAGUAUAGGUAGUGGCGUAUAGUUGACGGCUCAGAGGGAUUGAGGAGCCAAUUGGCGCUGGUGACAGGCCUGACGGGAUGAUUCAAGGACAACAAGUGAAGCUGAAGCUACUCAUCUGCACCAAACGCACCCGGCGGCGCUGGCUCUUAAGUACUCUGGCGAUUCUGGCUCUGGUGAGCUCGUCGACGCUUCGUGACUCUUGCCAUCGUCACGGUACGCCACGGUACUUGGCGCUGGUGACCUCGUUGCCCCUCCCCGGGUGGGCCAGCCAGGCCCAGAACUGGAGCCCCCCCUGCGCUGGCCGAGUGCCGCUAGAGCGCUGUAGCACUGUACAUGUACGUCCGGUACAGCGAGUACAUUGUGUCCCUCCGGCACGCCUGGCCCGCUUAAGCUGCUUCUCGAAUCUUUUUUUUCGUCUCGUUAGCCCGGCACAGUGCCAGCCGGUGAUCCGGGCCGGUCGAGCUCGCUUUUUGCGUCGCCCUAUGACCUGCUUCAGGGCCUUGCCGCUUCCCCCAGCGCCUGUGUUUUAGGGGGCCUGGCCGCUAGCAGCAUCACGUUGGCUGUUGCUGGGCUUCUCG